GACAGUUCAGCCGAUGUUUUGGGCUGCCACCCGCCUUCUUGGAACGAAGUAAACAAAAAAUAUGGCUUUAGAUUUUUCAGCUACAUAUAAAUUGCUAGUUUUAGGCGACUCAAAUGUAGGAAAAACGUGUAUUGUGCAUAGAUAUUGUGACGAAAGAUAUUACGAUAUUUACAUAUCGACAAUAGGGAUAGACUUCAAACAAAAAAUUAUUAAUUUAGACGGAGUGCCAAUUAAGCUUCAAAUAUGGGAUACUGCGGGACAAGAGAGGUUUAGGACCCUCACAACCGCUUAUUACAGAGGGGCCAUGGGCAUUAUACUCAUGUAUGAUAUCACUAAUCUGGAAUCAUUUAACCAUUUGUCAUACUGGCUACGGAAUAUUCAAGAGUAUGCAUCGCCAGAUGUAAUCAAAGUUUUAGUUGGAAAUAAGUGCGACGUUCAUGAAAACCACAGAGCUGUGCCCAAGGAAAGAGGGCAAAAGAUUGCUGACGAUUUUGAUAUGCCGUUCUUUGAAGUAUCUUGCAAGAAUAAUAUAAACAUUGAAGAAGCUUUCCUUACGCUAGCGAGAAGAAUAAGGGAAUACAGAGAUUCGAAGGCGGAUGCAUUCGAACUGAAAGAAAGGGACAACGUCAUUAAGCCAUCAGAAUCUGAGACGGACGUAUCAAAGUGCAGCUGUUAGAUUAAGUUUCUAUUGAAUAUUAUAGCAAAAUACCUAUUAACGGAAUCGGUGAGAAAUAAGACAGGGUUCGCGAUCAGGUACCCAUUAAGAGGUAGCCUUUAAAACUCGAAUGAAUCGUAUAAAAUGGGUCGGUACCUAACAUAAUCUAGCUGAAAUCCAAAAUUAGAUUGGACAAAGUUGAGAAAUGAAGCUGUUUUAAGUCUGUUAUACUUAGCUUUAUGCUUGGAUACGUUCACAUCAGUAUAAUCGUAUGUGCUCUAAAUCGUUUGAAAAGUUAACGUGAUUUAAUUGGGUGUUUUAUUCCGGUUGAUUUCGAAGCAACUUCUACCACUAUAGUUGAAGAUAGUAUAUUCUCUAGAGUACUCAAUACUCAUAUUAUAAAGGUAGAAAUAGCUUCUUAAGGAAUUAUAGCUACAAUUAUAGACUGUGUGCACGCUUUAUGCAUAUUGUAUUAAAUGUGGUAAUCCUGAGA
Zerene cesonia (dogface butterfly) is the source of this 1148-nucleotide messenger RNA. RefSeq names its product ras-related protein Rab-8A (gene RabX4). The record is from RefSeq and is a predicted model, not a curated record. Bases 62 to 676 code for a protein of 204 amino acids. Lineage: Eukaryota; Metazoa; Arthropoda; Insecta; Lepidoptera; Pieridae. The transcript has 5 exons. Gene Ontology annotation, molecular function: GTPase activity; GTP binding.